Messenger RNA from Telopea speciosissima, 1576 nucleotides. RefSeq names its product B3 domain-containing protein Os01g0234100-like. Bases 1 to 1365 code for a protein of 454 amino acids. The transcript has 7 exons. Gene Ontology annotation, molecular function: DNA binding. Lineage: Eukaryota; Viridiplantae; Streptophyta; Magnoliopsida; Proteales; Proteaceae. The record is from RefSeq and is a predicted model, not a curated record.
AUGGAAAUGAAAUCUGAACAUCUAGAACUGCAGGAAAGCCAGAAAAGCAUGGAGGAUCAGGAUCAAAUGACAUUAGACCAGCGCAUUCUUAAGCGGAAGGGUAAUGAAGAGAGUGAGAAAAAUCCAAAGCUGCUUUGGAUCAGGAAAAGACCUCCUGCUCCUCCGCAUCCACGUUAUUCUCCUGAAUAUAUGCAGGUACUUAUUGAUCAGGUAGAGAGGAAUAAAAGGUCAGUGAGAAAGACAGAUAAGAUCAAUGAUGAAGCUAACUCAUGUUCUCUGAAGAAAGCUCAGGAACUUCAAAUGAAAUUAGCACCAGAAAUGCCUAGUUUCGUGAAAUUUAUGCUUCCAUCCCACGUCAGUAGUUGUUUUUGGCUGAGAAUUCCUGGUAAUUUCUGCAAGUUAAACAUACCAAAAAAGGAUUGUAGCAUUAUGCUGGUAGAUGAAAGUGGUGAAGAGUAUAAAACAAAGUUCCUUGGUGAAAAAGGAGGACUGAGUGGUGGAUGGAAGAGAUUCUCUACUGCACACGAUUUGGUUGAAGGAGAUUCAGUGGUGUUCCAACUUAUCGAGGCUACCAAAUUCAAGGUGUACAUUAUAGGCAAAAAUGGUUUGCCUAAAUGUUCUCAAGUUGCUGGAGAUCUUGCACUUGAAAAGGAAAUUCUUACUGAUAAUGCAGAUGAGGGAGCCUGUUCUUUAUCUGUUCUUCAAGAGAGUAAUCACAAUGAUACUCCUCCGGGAUCAGUUUCUAACCCUGGGCACAGUGAAGAAGUUGGCUCUGAAGAUUUGGAAGGCAUCAGGUCGGCAACAACAAUCAUGAAAUUUAAAGACGUGAAAAGCUUUGAGGAUUUCACCAUUAUAGUGAAUGAUUGGAAUAUAGAUUCGGAACUUUCUGAACAUGUUCGAGCCAAGUAUUAUGAGCUAUGCUGUAGUCAGAAGGCUUUCCUUCACGAUAAUCUUAGCUCAGUCAUCAAUUGUAAGUUAUUGAUUGCUGGAAUAAUUUCUGGGGUCGUGAAUGUGGCUGAAUUCAUACGAUCUUGCAAGCUUAAUACCAAUGAGAAUGACUUUACAAAUUGGAGAAAAUGUUUGGAUGGCUUUGAGAAAAUGGGCAUGAAUGUUGGCUUUCUACAUGCACGACUGCACCAGCUCGAGAACCUUGCCUUUAAGUCAGAAGGGGCAAAGGAUUCAAAGAUUUACAAUGAAGCUGUAUCUCAAAGAACCUGUUUGGUAGAGGAGAUAAGAAAGCUGGAACUGAAGCUUUUGGAAUUAAAAGAGGUCCAUGCAAGUAAAGACGGAGAAAUUAGGACUCUGAAAUUGAAGGCCAAGAGACAUGAGAUGAAGUUUCAAGCUAAGGUUAAUGAUCCAUGGUGACCUUUGUUUUUUUUCAUGUUGCAGUUUCCUCUUUUUUGAGGUAGCCUGAAUUUUGCAGUUGAUCAACAUAAUCCUAUGAAAUCUUGAGAAGAGUAUCUUUUUGUGGAAUAUGAUUUUAUAUGUUUAGUUUUAUGUAAUAUAUGUAGAUCAGCAAUGUAAUUACUUAGGUCUCUCUCUAUGUACAUUAUAAUUAUGUAAAUGAUAAAAAUAU